Molecule: messenger RNA, 1758 nt
Organism: Physcomitrium patens
Lineage: Eukaryota; Viridiplantae; Streptophyta; Bryopsida; Funariales; Funariaceae
Cellular component (GO): chloroplast envelope; chloroplast thylakoid membrane
Source: RefSeq, a predicted model, not a curated record
CCGGGACUUGACUUGAAGGUUUCUCCGUCGGUGCUUCUUCCAAUUUGACGUCGCUAGUGAUGGUUCUGUGUGCCGAUGUGGGAUUGCAGAAGCGCGAGAAGCGAAAUUGCGAAAUCUGAAGGAGUAACAAACAAAUCGGCGAGGGUUCUACGAAAAAUUGGGUGUGGAAUUGCAGCAGGGUGGGAGGUAUGGCAGCUGGUCUAGCCAGCAAGGUAUUGCCCCCGGGAGCUUGUGUUUGGAGGGAGCAAGCGACGGCUGGGAGCUUGAAGGUCCCAAUUGCGUCGCUAUCGCUAGCCCAUUUCAGCUCUCGGGCGCAGCUGCUUUGGAAGGCUGCAAGGAUUAGAUCUAGCUGCGGUCGUCGGAGAAAUUUCCAACAUUUCGUGUGCUGGACUGCGCCCAAUGGGGCGUAUGCGACUAAUGCUGAUGAGGAUAAGGUUCUUCAGGGAGAGCGUCCGGAUUCUUGCGUGGAAGGCAGUGAGUUGGCACUCAAGGUGCCUCAGUUUAAGGAAGAUAGCGAAUUUGGAGAUAUGGAAGAUAUUGAAGUAGAGGAAGGCUUUAAAAUGAGCAGCGUAUGUGAUAAGUUGAUACAAGUUUUCUUGACGGAGCGGACGAAGCCCGGGCAGUGGCGAGUUCUCAUUACUAACCCGGAGUGGAAUAAAAUAAGGCCGUAUUUUUUUAGGCGCUGUGAUCGCCAGGCUAAGUUGGCGGACGAUCCCAACAGAAAGGCGGCCCUCCUUAAGCUUGCGAUGGAGAUGAAAUCAGUGGACGAGGAUAUGCAGCAUCAUAAUAAAAUUCUUGCCAUGGUUGAAGAAUCACCACAAGACCUUGAUGCCAUUGUGGCACGGCACCGGGAGGAAUUCACUGGAGAGUUUUUUCAGCAUCUAAAUAUACUUACCGAGGCUAAUAAAAAUGAGUGGAAUAGAAGAGAAGAAAUCGCAACCAUUGCUUCAAAGAUCCUCAUAUCUGUUGAAUCACAUGACAGAGCAUUCGAAGAUAGCCAAUCCAUAGAAGAGGCAAAAAGGAAAUACUACGAAAUCUUGAGUGCCCCUUCUUUGGAAGAAGCAGCGGAAAGAAUUGAAAACCUCGCAAAGAACAAGCAAUUGGAUUCUACGCUUAUGGCUUUACUGACGAAGGCCUGGGCUUCAGCGAAGGUGUCUACCUUGAUGACAGACGAGGCUAAGGAUGUUAUGUUCUAUCUGUAUUCUGUUGCAAGGCAAAACAUCGCCAAAAGCACCCCGAAAGAGAUUCAAGUAAUAUAUCACCUUCUUAGCAUAGACGAUCCUCGUAAACGGUUUGCAGAGAUGACAACGGCAUUUUCACCUGGUGAUGAGUUGGAUGUGAGGAACGAGGUCGGCAGGGUUUACACGAGUCCGGACAGCCUACUGAAGUGGAUUAACAUCAUUUUAGAUGCUUUUUAUCUCAACAAAAGAGGUACACUUAUUAAAGAAGCUCAAUCUUUGUUAAAUCCUACUGUCAUAUCUAGAUUGGAGGUUCUUAGGGACGUGAUAAAAGAACAAUUCAUAGACCAUGACAUGUCCUUUGAAAACCCAUGAGAAACAGGUUUCGUGUCAUUGAAUAAAAUAUCUUUUUUUUAGUCAGUAUGGUAAUAUUUUUUUCUUUUUACUUCUUGAAUAACUUUUAGUGGUAGUUUUUUAUAUAUUUUCUUGGUAUUUCUUUUCCAUAGAAAGUAGUGUUAAAGUACUUGUGUUUUUAUGAUUUAAACAUUUUAUUACAAACAGAAAUUUCUUUGUUUUACAA